GGCGCACCGACCCGGACCGGGCGAUGGGCGGCCAGGAGGCGGAGGGUGACGGCCAGCCGGUGCACUACUCGCCGGCGGAGAAGGCACGCUUCCGGGAGUGCCACGACCUGCUCAUCGCCGCGGAGGCGGCGCUGCAGGAGGGCUUCUCGCUAGCCUUUGACGCGGCGGGCGCCGGCAUCGCACGCGACCUUGCGCAGCCCUCGUCAGGAGCGUCAUCAGGCGACGCGAAGCCGUUCGCGUCCCCAAUGUUUUGGGCACCCUUUGUCUUGGUCGGCUCAGCGAAGUGAACCGCAUCGUACGGGACAUACUACGUACGUGCAUGCGAGUGAAGGGUGUUGGGUGUGGGCCGGGCGUACCCCGCGUUGUUUACCGCGCCGCUCUACGUGCAACGUGAUCUGGUGCUGGACACGCAGUAGCGAGUACUAUCCGGGGCCGAGCAAGUACAGCGAGCCGUGUCCGUGUGUGCGUGCCGUGCCGCUAUGGCAUUAGCCGAUUUACUAUAGCCUAUUAGCGUAUAGCGCGAGUACAGGGGGAGUGUACGUGUGUGCAUGAGUCUGCAUGUGGUACGUUAUCGUCUUACUGGCGCGAGGGC
This is a messenger RNA of Emiliania huxleyi CCMP1516, 592 nucleotides long. RefSeq lists its product as hypothetical. The transcript has a single exon. The coding region runs from base 24 to 287 and encodes 87 amino acids. NCBI's taxonomy places the organism in Eukaryota, Haptophyta, Isochrysidales, Noelaerhabdaceae. The record is from RefSeq and is a predicted model, not a curated record.